Daphnia pulicaria is the source of this 4383-nucleotide messenger RNA. RefSeq lists its product as uncharacterized. The transcript is spliced from 4 exons. Bases 402 to 2150 code for a protein of 582 amino acids. The record is from RefSeq and is a predicted model, not a curated record. NCBI's taxonomy places the organism in Eukaryota, Metazoa, Arthropoda, Branchiopoda, Diplostraca, Daphniidae. Gene Ontology annotation, molecular function: RNA polymerase II cis-regulatory region sequence-specific DNA binding; protein dimerization activity; DNA-binding transcription factor activity, RNA polymerase II-specific. Gene Ontology annotation, biological process: regulation of transcription by RNA polymerase II.
UCCCCCCCCCAUUUUGAAAGGGCCUCUCUCUGUCGCUUCUUAGACGGCCGUUCGAAUCCUUUUUGAUGCCAGUCACAGGGUGGAUGUCGAGCCGGUAACAUCGUUCUCUCUCUCUUCAAUUCGCUCUGAAACGUCCCUUCAACCUUUUCGAAACGAUUCGAUUAUUUGUUCCCGGCCAAUAUCCAUUUCUCUAUCUGAUCAAUUUUUCAUCACGACGAAACAAAUAAGUGCACAAUUCAAACGGAUUAUCCAACUUGUUUAUUCGACUUUUUUUUUUAACACUGAAUGUCACGGACGUGCGAGUGUGUUGUUGGUCCGUGAUUUUGUGUUGAAGAGUGUUGACAAGUUUUCUGCACAAAAGACAUUUGAAAUCAUUACGUAAAACAUUACAUAAGUGUAGAAUGGCAGCCAUCAGUUUUUCAUCGAUGAUGUGUGAACCGUUUUCUUUCGGUCACAACGACCCGCUCUUUUCGUCCACCGGCAUCAUGACAUCUUCCACGACAAUGACGUCAAACGAUUCGAUUUGGUCCACCGAUUGCCAGUUUGACAUGCCCACGCCGCCCGUCUCUCCGUCUCGCAGCAGCAAUGACAACGACAUUAAAGACGAAACCUCAACAACUACGACGACGGCCAUCGAGGAAGAUCUCGACCUCGGAUUGGGCGAAUUGAUUAACGGAAUUGACUUUCUGGACGGAUUCGAUCCAGAUUCUUGGCUAAACGAUUUACAAACCGAUGCUGUCGUGCCCGAAAUUCUCCUCUCCGACAAUAAUAAUUCAAAAUGUGAUGUCAACGAAUUGAGACAUGAUUGCAUGUGGGCUGGACAUUGCCCAGCUGAAGAGCAUCGCGGCAAGAAAGACCUAGUCCAGCUGCCUUGUUUGUUGUCAUCUAGCCCUCCGGAAUCGACCGUUUUAUCCCUGGCCAGUUGCUUACCCUGCGUAUUGCCCGUUGUCGGUGGUAGCCGAACCCGACUGGAUACAUUGGGAUCCAUUAGACCUGAAACGCCAUUAUCCCUGUCCGAUUCGGAGCUGGACGCCGAUCAGUUGACCAGCGAUGAAGGAAGUAACAACAAUAAAGGUCGCCAUUCUUCUUCAUCAUCGUCUUCCUCCUCAUCAUCUUCUUCUGGCGAUGAAUCCGAGUCUGACGAAGAUCGACCCAUCACGCACCACUAUCAGGCCACUCUACCGCCCAAUAUUCAUCCGGUGCGGAGUCAUCAGAUCCGUAAAAUCAACAACAAAUCUCUGGUCAAGAUGGUGGUGUCGCCAUCGCUCAUUACCGAUCACAGUUACAGUCACAGCGAUCAUUCUUACCACACUCAAAGGAGACCGGCCAUGCCCGAUCAUCACCUGGCCAUUCCCUUCGACCUUGGUGCGCCAACACCUUCCGAUUCCGAAGAAGAAAUUGAUGUCGUCUCGUUGGGUGAGGUGUUGCGGAUGAAUCCGUCAGCUGCCGUUUCUUCCAUGACCACAACAUCAUCGCAUGGCAAGUCAUCGACAACGACGUCGCUCACCACUAACCUAACCACGACGACGUUGACCAGCAGCAGCACCUCGGUCGCUCCACUACGACUCAAACUGAAAGUUGCACCUGCUGCUGGUAACGGCCAAGUCUUGAUGCGCAAAGCUCUUCCGUCGCAUCCGUCCGCCUUGGUUAGACAGCAGCUCCAAUUGGCUGUGGCGUCUGCUGCUCAACAGCGCAAACAUUCAGAGUCGUCAAAGAAAUCCUCUGGUGAAAUCAAGUUGAAGAGCAACAGCCACCACAGCAGCGAGCGGAGCAGCAGUAGCAAUAGUAGCAACAGCAGUAAAAGACCGCGGUCUUCCGGCAGCGGCGAAAGCGGUUCCAGUUCCCCGCGGAAACGUUGCUCCCGGGCGGCUAGCGAUUCGGAAGACAGCUGCGAAAAACGCUCCCAGCACAAUUCGAUGGAGCGUCAACGAAGAGUCGAUCUGCGUAACGCUUUCGAAUUUCUUCGAUCGCUCAUUCCCGACCUGGAAGCGACGGAUCGAGCGGCUAAAGUCGUCAUUUUGAAAAAAGCCGCCAACUUUUGUCAAGGUUUGACCAAUAGGGAAAAACAAUUUGUCGCCGACAAAGACGCCCUGCAAAAACGUCAAGAAAUGCUCCGGAAGAGAUUGGCACUGCUUCAGCGCCGGCGCUAAAAAAAAAACAAACAAACAAAAAUAAUUAUCGUCGUUAUCAUAACAAUUAUUCGAAUUAAGUAGACCAAAAUUUUCUUCUUUUUUUCUUUGCCUCCCUUUAUAUUUUUUCACUUAAAACAAAACUUUAAAAAAUUAAAAAAAAAAAUUAAUAAUCCAGCUAAAACCUGGAUCGCACAGAUAUGCGGGAAAAAUACUAGGUUUCAGUUAAAUACGAAUUACAUUUUUUUUUCUCCGUGUACAAAGAGGAGAUUCCGCUUUCCGGAUAAAAACAAAAUAGCCAAGUGGAUUUAGUUUCUUUUUUUUUCUUUCGUUGGGGUAGUAGAUGUCGGGGCGAAUUAAAUACUAGCCGUUCCCGUUUUUUUGGAUGAUUCGAGUGUUUUUUGUACAGCGGUAUGAAACACGUUCGGAAAUAAAAAAGUAAAAUUCAAAUUAAAGUUGAUUACAUUGUACAAAAAAAAUCUUUUUUUCAGUCGGGGUUUUUCUGUUUUUUGUUCUCGAGCGACUCGGAGUUCGCUUUGAAAUAAUUAGAUUUUGUUCCCUUUUUUGUCCCCCUCCUGCUACUACACAUACACACACAGAAUGGCAAGAUUUAUUUUUCAUUUAAUUUCGGUUUAGUUCGGACGCAGCACACACAACACACACACACAGUUUCUAUUAUAUAUAUAUACAUAUAUAUAUACAUUUAUAUAAUCUAUUCGGAUGGAAAAAGAAUGUUUGUUUUUUUUGCUCUACUUUUUGUCUUAGCUCCCCCUCAGUUAUUAUUAUCUAAUGCGUGUAAUGUGUCUCAAUAAUCCCCCCCGCCCGACGGUACAAAAGCGACAUUGUGUGUAUCUUUCGAGUGCGUUUUCUUCUUCUUCUUGUGGCGAGUGAUGAUUCAAGUGUACAACUAUACUACCACCACACGGUGUGUGUGUGAUGUGAUUUUUUUUCUCUCGUGUUCGUUGGGUGUGUAAAUGAUAGCUCUCCUUUCGAUUGUGGAAAAAUUUAUUAUCUUUUUUUCCCCCUUUUUCACGUCAACACAGCAAGUGCCUUUUUUUCGUUUAUUAUAUUAAGCCAUGUUCUGUAAUUUUUUUGCUUGUCAAACAACUAAUUUUUUCUAGCGGGAUUUGAUAGAUUCAAAAAUAUCCAAGAGAUAACAUAUCAGUUCAUUUAACAUUUUUGUUUUUUUCUUUCCUUUUUUUCACGCGGGGUAUUAUUAUUUUUUGUUCUUCUUUUGUAGGGGUGCUUCACACAUUUAAUUUUGUUUAUUUUUCAUUCUGUCGAGCUCCGAAUUUUUUGCGAGUCCCUUGAUUGUGCAUCAUCACAGUGCCUUGUCUUUUGAUUUUGCCCGGAAUUUUCUUAGUUGCGGAAAACAGAAAUUCGAUAACUUUUUUGUAAUUUUUUUCGGGAAUUAAUUUUUUUGUAUAAAGCGAGCUUUUUGUGUCUCCCGAAUAAUUUUUUUCGUCGACUUUUUGAUAGCGGCUGAAAAGCUUGGACGUCAGUGGUACACACACAUUUAAAUAAUUCAAUUUUUUUUUUCCUCGUCGUGGCUUAGCUCAUUUAAUUUUCUUUCCCUUCUAAAAAUUUUGUCUUUCGCGUGGUCGUUAAACUUGCGUGUGUUGAAAAAAUAGCAUCGGUCACAUCCAACCACAUCAUCUGUCGUUCCAUUUGUCCAAUUUGCAAUCAGGUCGAAACUCGGAAAAUAAGAAAAAAAAAAUAACGAAAAAAAAAUCUACUUUUUUUCUUUGUUUUUUGGGGUGUAAAAUGAAAAAUCUGCUCAGGAAAGAAUUACACUUUCAUUCGUCUCUUUGCCAAUAUUACCUCCUCUACACUGGUUUAUCUUUAAAUAGAAGACAAUUCAAUCAGAAAACUCAACUUUGUUUCUCAAAAUUCAGAAUAUAUUAAAUAAGUAGUACAGUACGUAAAUAUGCUAAAACAACCAAUCAAUUCAAAAUCCCGUUCUCUCUCUCUCAAUCCUGAAGUAAAUAAUUCAACGCAAGAUGAUGUGAUGAUGAUGUUGUCCCUACCCCCCCAACUAAUUUACUAUUAUUAUACAUAGAAAAAAAUUUACGAGUGUGAGUGUGUGAGCUGUUUUCUUCAUUUGUGUUACCCCUUUACCCCCCCUAUACGAUGUUUUGUAUUUUUGCAAGAUAAAAAGAAUGGAAGAAAAACGCUUAUAAUACGAUUGUUCGGAACAGAAAGAAAAAAAAAAAAUAAUAAAACGGAAUAAAAAAAAAAUUUUUUUUUAGUUCAA